Messenger RNA from Mesocestoides corti, 906 nucleotides. The record is from the annotation of a GenBank genome assembly. Lineage: Eukaryota; Metazoa; Platyhelminthes; Cestoda; Cyclophyllidea; Mesocestoididae.
AUGGUGAAUAAGUUGGAGUUAUUCAGCAAGAACGAGACCCUCGAAGAUCUCUCAACUGCCUCUAUUCGCUACCUCACUCUCCCUGCCUUCCUCGGUUUUUUCACAAGUCAGAAGUCGGAUAGGGAAGACCGAUUGAGUAAUCUGAAGCUUGCGCAGACGUUUUAUGAAGAGUUUCUUGACGUAGCCGAGAGCUACCACAUUCCCGACUUACCUGCGCGCCGGCCUCAACUUGAAGCUCCUGCUGGAGGAGAUCAAGCUGCCAGGCCACAAAUCGCGCGCAAAGAUCCAAAUGCAUUGCGUGAAGAGAAAAUUAGGUCCUUCAAGGAGAAGAGGGCGCUGGAAAAACGUCUCGGGAAUUUUCUCGCUCUGGAUUCUUCAAAUGUCGACGAUGAAAUUCUGCGAGAGGAGAGCCUGGCCCUGGUGCGUUACUGGGCCUACACAGCGGUAGAGGAGCUGAGGCUAAUUACUGAAGAGAUGGCCAUCGUGUCGCGUUUCAACGCCUCGGGUGUUGUGCCAGAAAAGGACAGUGAGACCUCCAAACCUGACGCGAGGCCGCGUCAGCCCCCCUUGCUCAUCACUCGCGAGCGGAUUCGUGCUGCGGUCUUCGGAGCCGGCUACCCCAGUGUGCCCACCAUGACCUUGGACCAGUUUGUGGAUCUUCAAGUGCGUCAGGGUCUGAUGCCACCACCGCAGUCUAGGGGUGACCGGUCUGUCGGUAGCUCCGACUGGCGGCGCGUCGACCCCACCGACGAUCAAUCGCUGGCGGCGGCGGAGGAGGAGAAGGCGGCGCGGGAGGACGCCCUCUCGGACGCCCAUUCCGAGGCUCAGAGGGCGCAGGCGCGUGAUUUCGAUGCCUUCAAGGACGAGCAUCGUCGGGGCUCUGGCAACCGUGCCAAUCGCGCCUAA